CUUAUGAUGAGUUGAAGACGCAGCGAGCUGUGUUCUUGUGUUUCAUUUUUGGACCUGUAAAGUAAUGGUCCAAAAUCUAUCUCAUGAUCAUGAUUUAUUUAGCGUUCCACCAUUGAAAUAUCAGAAAAUAUUCUAUAAUACAUGCUACGGCGCUACAUCAGGAGUUGCUAAUGGACUGCAGCCUAAUGGUUAUGGAGCACUUGGUGGUGUAAACAAUGGAAGAAUAAAAGGCUACGGAGGAGCCGGUGCUAUGAACAAAGGACAAGGAAGAAAACCACAAGGAUACGGGAGACAAGCAGGAACAACUAACGGACAACAAACUAAAGGCAAUGGCUUUGGAGCGCAAGGUGGAGCACUUGGCGGACCAGCAACCAAAGGCAAUGGUUAUGGAGUCCCCACUGCUGCUUUAGGUGCCAUUGGAAACAGAGGAAACAAAGGACAGAUGAAUAAUGGCUUUGGUACCAGAACUGGAAUUCUGGGAGGGAAUGGAGCUAAACCCAAUGGUCAAAAGUCGUCUGCAUCUGGAGUCAAUGGAGCACAACCCAAUGGAGCCGGAGGUAAAUCGAUGAAAGGAUAUGGAAAUCCGUCAUAUGGAGCAGGUGCAGGAUUGGGCAUGGGGGCCUCCAGAGGGAUGGGAGUUCCUCAGCUUGCCAGCAACCAAGGGAAAGCUUUUGGUGGCAAUGGUUAUGGUGCGCGACCCAUGGCAGGUUACAAUGGGGGCACUGGCUUUGGUUUGGGUCCUCAAGCUGGUAACGGAGGAAUGAAGGGGCCAAAACAAGGUUACCAAGCUGCUGCUGGUGCAUCCAAUGGACAGAGUGCGAAUGGAUUUGGAUUUGCUGCUGCCAGUAGGCCCACAAAACCAAUGUUCGGAAAUAUGCCAAAUGGGUACGGAGGGAAACCGACAGGGUACAAUGCCGCAAGAGGAGCUUAUGGAGCUGGAGCUUUGCCUACUGGAUAUGGACCUAAACCCAACGGUUAUGGAGCCAAGCCCUAUGGCCAGGGAGGCAAAUACGGUGCUGCUCUUGGUGGAGUUGGAGGUAAACCCAAUGGUUACAGCGGAGCGAAUAGAGGUAUGCAGACCCAAGUCACAAAAGGGGCUGGCGCCGUGUCUCCUGGUGAAGGUUCCAAAACUCUUGGCGCUGGGUUUGGAGGAAUGCCACAGGGCCAGGGUACCAAUGGUGCUGAUAUGUACAACGGUAAGGGCUUCAAGGGUGGAGUUCAGUCUCCACAACAACCCAGUUUUGCCACAGUGCAAGGUGCAGCUCAACAAGGAUUCCCUCAAGGAAAAGGCUACCAACAGCCACAGCUCAUCCCUCAAGCAACUGCAGCACCCGCAGCGAUGUUUCCCACUGGACCCACGCCUCAACCAGCCCUGACUGCUUUACAAGGAAUGGGUCUGAAAGAAAGCACAUCAGGACCAGUGGUGCCAUAUGUUGACCCUGCAUCAGAGCCUGUGACCCAUCCUCAAGGUCAUGGAAAAGGAUCUGGGAUGACGAAGGGACAGGGAGUCAAUCCUGACUGCGGACCAUCAGGAAUUCCUAAUGGACAGUGGAUGAAAAUACCACGUCCAGCUCACAAUGGGGCUGCGGGGGCACCAAUGGGUGCAAAUACCAAAGGCUUCGGAGCAGGAACUGGUGCACCAAAUGUAUUUGGGGCUAAAUCUAAUGGAAACGGUGCUGGAGGAUAUCCUGGACUUAACAAUGGAUAUGGAGCAGGUCUCGGAUAUCCCUACGGUGGAAAACCUAACCAGCCAACUUUUGGACAAGGAAUCUAUCCUGGCGCUGGAUAUGGAAACCCUUAUGGAGGGAACGCUGGAAUGGGUGAACCAGUGAAGUCAAAAUCUGGCUUCGGCAAUGGCUACGGGGUGCAACCUGAUUAUGCAAGUCUGGGCCCAAAUACACCUUCAGCGAAUGGGAAAUCAGGAAUGGGGCAGUUUGGACCAGGUGGGAUGUCUGGCAACAAGUAUGGAGGGAUGGGUCUAACAGGAAAAGGUCAAGCAUCGAACGGCAAAUACGGUAUCGGAGGGUUGCAGUUCGGCGGUGCAGCUCCAACAGGAAACAACUUAGCAGCAAAGAGCGGUGAUGGUGCCGGAGCAUUCAAUCCAGCUCAUGGAGCCAAAUCAUCUGGAAAAUAUGGUGGUGCAAGCAUGGGAGGAAGCCCUGCUAUGGGCCAAUACAAUCAGUGGUUUGGUGGUUUUCCUAAUGGUGGCCAACUUCUUGGUCUUGGCAGUGAGGUCAACAGACCAGGCAAAUAUGGUUAUGGUCAACUGCCUGCCGAAGCCCAGGGUGCUGCUCAGCUUCCUCAAGGCAAAUAUGGUGCUGCUCAGGGUGGGUCACAGUUCCAGUCAGAGUCUGUUGGAUUCAUACAACAAGGAAAAUCUUCAAGCAGUUAUGCAGGUGCUGAGGCCCCUUAUGUUUCUCAGUCUCAGGGGUUCGAUGGUGCAAAGUCACGGGGGAAAUAUGGAGCCGUUCCAUCGCUGGCCUCUGCAGUAGAGGCUGACGGGACGUUGGCCAGACAAUACGAGGAUGCAGGAUAUAUGAAUGGAAAAAUGCAGCCAGACGCCGCUGCAUUCCCAGCAGCUCCAACCCCCAGCACUCUCUACUCCCACCCAUCUGCUGCGUCCUAUCUGCCCGCGGAGUCGGCCUUCACGCCUGACGUGGUCCCUGGGGCCGGAGCUGUGGACCUGGCUGACCUGUCACGCACACUGGGCACCGCCACGGCUGCAGAAACCCUGAGUGCAGCCCAGGACUCCGAACAGCCGGACGAUCAGCAGGAGCUGCCGCGCCAGAUUCACAUUCAGCAGCACCUCAAACUGCAUUUCCAUCCACAAGGAGCCAAAGAUGAAAAGUAUGACUUGAACAGCUUUUUGGGGAACAGUGGCUAUCAGGGUUAAACCUAAGGACCGGAACACACCCUAAUCUCUGCCACUGCGUCACACUGACUGUUGAGUUCCUCACCCUAAGAUCAGUGUUUUGUUCCAGCUUUCAACCAUGUUGAGUUGAUCUACAUCCGUGUAAUAUAUCUUACCAUGACCCUGCGUGACCUGCACUUGUACAAGGAGAGAAAUGAUUGUUGUAUUCAGCAGUAUGAUGUUACUUGGUCUAAUUUAUUCAUCACGGGAAAUGUUUAUUUCUACUUGCUGCAAACACCUGUGUGUUAUUGUACAGUAUUUGAUUAAACUCAUCA
Synchiropus splendidus (mandarinfish) is the source of this 3186-nucleotide messenger RNA. RefSeq names its product calymmin (gene cmn). The transcript has 47 exons. NCBI's taxonomy places the organism in Eukaryota, Metazoa, Chordata, Actinopteri, Syngnathiformes, Callionymidae. The coding region runs from base 65 to 2893 and encodes 942 amino acids. The record is from RefSeq and is a predicted model, not a curated record.